Molecule: messenger RNA, 759 nt
Organism: Linum trigynum
Lineage: Eukaryota; Viridiplantae; Streptophyta; Magnoliopsida; Malpighiales; Linaceae
Source: the annotation of a GenBank genome assembly
AUGGUGAACCCUAAUGUGCAGUCGCAGUCACAUGUUCUGUUCAAAAACCAGAGUUUUCGCAAUGCUGCGACCUAUUCAAGGUAUCUCAGAAACUUCUGCAAUCGUCAUCUCUACCCAUCUUUUUCAAUUCACCCUUCCACCUUCACCAAGUAUGGGAUGAACAUCCCUGCCUAUCUCCAUCGACUAGGCUGGGAAUCCCUGGUUGAAAAUCUGCGUUUCAGCCAAUGUCCUGAGGCUGUGCGCUUAUUUUAUGUGAAUUUUCGCUGUGGCCCUGGGAGUGAUCCAUCCUUCUUCACCACUCUGGUCUAUGACUAUGAGAUCAAGGUCACGCCUGAUAUUCUGGCCUCAAUUCUCCAUCUUCCUCAUUCUGGCUAUCAAGCUGGUACAGAUAGGGAGUUCUUCAACUUUGGCUUUCGAUUCGACGAGGUUCUUCGCUCGCUGGCUCAUGAUAUUGGGCGCUGGUUUCCAUCUCAACUUGCAGCUGGCAGUCACUGGCUCAGGGGGAGUGCGCAGCAACCAGCUCAGUCAGUUUCAAUUGGCUGCUUCCUCAUCACUUGUAAUGCGGCUGCUGCUGCGUUUAAACAAGAUGCUACCUCUCGUUGUGGUCCAAAGAGGAGGCUGUUACUCGAACAAGACUUGAUGCUGCCAAAGUUUGUGUAUGAGACAAAUCAAAUCAGUGAUCCAAUAAGUCCAGACACAAACUCUGAUGAUGAGGACAGGGUGUCACGCUAUGCUUCCCCUCCCAAAUACCCCUUUUAA